Messenger RNA from Alternaria arborescens, 771 nucleotides. RefSeq lists its product as hypothetical. Bases 1 to 771 code for a protein of 256 amino acids. NCBI's taxonomy places the organism in Eukaryota, Fungi, Ascomycota, Dothideomycetes, Pleosporales, Pleosporaceae. The record is from RefSeq and is a predicted model, not a curated record. The transcript has 2 exons.
AUGUCUAUACUUCUCCCGCUCUACGUGUAUCCAAGUGCGGGUGCAUGGGAUCCGCUAUACGCAGCAGCAAAAGCGUAUAGAGAUGUAGACUUCACCGUCAUCAUCAACCCUUGCUCUGGCCCCUGUAUGGGGUCACUCCCUGACCAAGUGUACCUUGAUGAGGUCCCUAAACUACGAGCCUAUCCAAACAUCAGAACACUGGGAUACGUCGCAACCGAUUAUGCAGAAAAGCCUAUCGAAAGUGUUUUGGCAGAAAUCGACACGUACGCGCGCUGGCCCAAAGUCGCAAAUAUCACCAAGAUGCGCGUUGAUGGAAUCUUCUUGGACGAGACACCAAGCAUGUUCGACGAGGACGAUUACGCAUAUUUGAAGACAGCAAACCAAGCAAUCAAGAACAACACAGCGUUCAGCGAGCGCUUCAUAGCUCACAAUCCAGGUCUGGUGCCCACUUCUAUACUCACUUCGCCCACAGUACUACAAGAAUCCUACCUCAACCUCACCGAUCUCACUGUCGUAUUCGAAGAGACAUUCGACAAGUGGCUUGACAGAGAUGUUAUGGUUCCGCUACAAGCACACAAGAUUCGGCGUUCGAGAUUGGCAGUCAUACUGCAUUCGUUGCCGAAUCUGACUGGAGAAGUGCUGGAUUUCGUGAUCCAGCAGGUGCAGAACACGGCGGAUUGGAUCUUCUUGACGGACAGUGCGGAUGACUAUUAUCAUACCUUUAGCGCAAUGUUUGAGAGUUUGGUGAAAGCGGUUGACGAAAGUAGUUAA